This is a messenger RNA of Gasterosteus aculeatus aculeatus (three-spined stickleback), 3161 nucleotides long. The record is from RefSeq and is a predicted model, not a curated record. NCBI's taxonomy places the organism in Eukaryota, Metazoa, Chordata, Actinopteri, Perciformes, Gasterosteidae.
GUGACGCCAUUACAUUCGCGGGGCUGUCUUCGCCUGUGUUCCGUUUCCAGUCGUUAACCCGGCCAACCUGUGGGACAGGCAUGUGUAAAACACGCUAAUGUCCACGAGAGUGGCAAUUUUGAGAAAGAAAGAAUCGUAAAUCAGUUAAAACCACCUCGGGUUUCUGUUCGAGGCGGCUGCAUUUCCUCCCUUCCUGGAGCUGACUCGGUAAUCACCGGAACGACGAGAGAAGGCAAGGAGCAAUGUCGCACCAUUCAUCCUCCCGUAGCUCUUCACGGGCCACCGACUGUAAAGUCUACGUCGGAGACUUGGGCAACGGGGCCGCCAAGGGGGAGCUGGAGCGAGCGUUCAGUUAUUACGGCCCACUGAGGACCGUCUGGGUGGCCAGGAACCCGCCUGGGUUUGCGUUUGUGGAGUUUGAGGACCCCAGAGAUGCAGAAGAUGCAGUGAAAGGCAUGGAUGGAAAGCUCCUCUGUGGAUCACGUGUUCGAGUGGAGUUGUCUACUGGCCUCUCCAGGAAGGGUCGUGGACGCCCCAGCCGGCGGCAGUUCGACCCCACCGACCGGUGUUACCAGUGUGGGGACCGCGGCCACUAUGCUUACGACUGCUACCGCUUUAGCAAGCGAGGAGGCCGUCGCAGCAGGUCUCGCUCUCGCUCCCGCUCCCGGUCUCGGUCUAGGUCCAGGUCCAGGUCCCGCGGACGCCGUUAUCAUUCUCGCUCUCGCAGCCGCAGCCAAAGCCGGAGCCGUCGUCGAUCUCCAUCCUAUUCCAGACGCAGAAGCAGGUCUGGCUCCCCGGCCCGCUCCAAGUCCAGGACUCCAGUGAGAAGUCGCUCUAGGUCUCGGUCUCGGUCCGCCUCUGCGCCCAGAAGGCGUUCCGCAUCCCGCUCUCGAUCACGAUCCCCGGCGGCCAAUCACAAGAAGAGCAGCGUGUGGUGGGAGCUGAGCACUGCACAGACACCACAGCUGACACCAGGCCCAGGGUCUGCCAGCUGGCGGUGUGCACGUCCUGCGGGAGGGUGACUAAGCGCUGACCUGAGAUCAGCCUUCGCCUGCAGCCGGUGUUAGACAGCGAGAAAGAGGUCGACCUACCGACCGAACCCUCCCACACAGUGAAUGGGCGACCCCGUCUGUUCGACCGACGCUCAGACGCACACAGUAGCUCUACUCGGGUCACCAGCCAGCCGUCAGACGUACCAGAGGGCCGACCCACACAGAUCAGAACCGACCACCUCCGUUUAAAAUCCAUUACCUACCUACCAGACCCCCUACCUACCAGAGUUCUUCGGCCUCUGUCUUAGCUUCUGAAAGUGAGAGAGAGCUGACGAGAGAUCAGUCUUCAAGAGCCUUCGCAGCGCAGUGUCUCUCCAAGUUGUAGUCAUCCGUCCUACAGUCCUUUCAUCCUUCGCUUCUCUGUACUUGUUGUUUCUGCCACUGUCUCCAAAGGUAACCAAAAAUCAAACGCCCUGACAAGCUCAUGUUCAUAGUGAAAGAUAAUGCACAGGGUUGAUGUAUUUCUGGGAGUGUGUGUGUGUGUGUGUGUGUGCGUGUGUGUGUGUGUGCGCGUGUGUGUGUGAGAGAGAUAUUUUGAUUGCUAUCUCUGAGGAGGCUUUGUCAGAUGUAUUCUUUUGCUAUACAUGUUUGCUACAUCAUUACCAUUCUAGGCCGUUUUACCAUCUCAGUACAGUGGAAACUGCUUAUGUUGGAUCAGAACACUCGCUAUGCAGAGGCUGUCUGCAUCAUUUGCAAAUAACCAAGAAGUCCUUUUACAUUUGACAGUUUGUUUUCCUCAGGCUGCGUUCUGCAGUCUGCACAAGUAUAGAAACCGUUGUGGUUGCUAAUAAGGCUCUAUGGCUAAAGUUGAUGCCUAACUUAAAAAUAAAUGAAUAAAUAUUGACUGUCAAUUAGGUGGUGAAGAAAAAACAAUUAAACAAUCACCCAUUUGUGAACCAAAUCAAGGUGGAUGGAUCUGAUUACCGUUUAAGAAGUGUCCACUGUACUUUCUUGUAUCACUUAAACUUUAUGAUAAUAAUGGUGGCUUUUAAAUAGAGUGGUGUAAACACAGAAGGAAUAAGUUGUAACCAUCUCCUCAGAGCUGUAACUACGCUAACCAUCUGUUAUAGUCGCAGGAGAAAAUACCUGUUUCAGUUAUCUGAAUGGCCCUCAGGGAUUCUGUAUUGUAUUUAGUCUUUUGCCGCAGGGCUUUUACUUUGAAGAUUAGUUGCUGUUAGACCGAUUUUUAGAUCACCGGUUCUUCACAUGAACCUUUUUGUUUAGAGACACCAAAGGAGCUUGAUCCAGUCAGGAACUUUCUUAAAAGGUGUACGCUGUGUUAAGAUGUUUAGUGUAAUGUUUGUGUGUGUGUGUGUUCCAUCCUCCCCUGCGGCAAACUAACCCCUCUCCCUUUCUGUUUCAGUCGCUCCCGUUCAGCAAGUCAACACCGAAGUCCGACGCCAGCAGACACCUGAGCGAAGAAGACUAGUUAGUUUAACAGACAGACCCCCCCCUGUCCCCCCGGUCUGCUUUUACAGCCCUACAGCAAGGUUUUCUUCUUUUAUACUUGUCCGUCUAGUCAGAUUUUAUUUUCUGUAGUUACAUUUUUUUCCCCCAAGACUAGACCUUGUGCAGCCUCAGAUUGUUGAAGAUUUAGUCAGUACAGCAGACAAAGUAAUUUCUGUUGUGUUUUUCUGCCUCUGCAUGUCUCAUCUUUCUUUGCAAUGCUCACCACCGUGGCCGUUAAUUUUUGGCAGCGGUUAGAGCGGCUUGGACAGCAAACUUCCGGUGAAAAGAAGGGACCAGUUCGUGCGGUUCCCCCAUUGAGAAUCUGCUUCUUUUUUUCUCCCGCGCUCCAAUUGAAUUGAGUUCCGAUGCUGUUAAAAGUCGCUGCUGGCCCGCAUGCCUUUACAUUAAAUGUCACAUUCCUACCGUUUGUUGUUUCUGUGUUGCACUGCCCCUUCAGGAACCUGUUCACAUUGUGCUGAAUAGAUUUCUCCCAUGUGUUGAUCUCCCAUUUGUUCCAGUGUAUUUUUAAUUUUAAGAUAUUACACAGUAACAGUGCUGAAGUUGGAUUUCUGUAAGGACUGCUUUAACAGUCAUGUUCCUGGCUUGUAUGUUAAGACAGUGGCAGUUUUAUUUUUCAAUAAACCUCUUCAACAUACCUUA